Messenger RNA from Spodoptera exigua (beet armyworm), 2243 nucleotides. NCBI's taxonomy places the organism in Eukaryota, Metazoa, Arthropoda, Insecta, Lepidoptera, Noctuidae. The record is from the annotation of a GenBank genome assembly.
UACCAGCUGAUAUGGGUCAGCGACCUAACACACAGUCAUCGCAACGUGUUCGCGACAACCGAUCGUGAUGAUGCACGAAAUGCAUUUAAUGUGUGUUGCUCAGAUUCGCGGCCACUCGCAUCGCGUCAGGUCGCGCCGUUGUACGCUGUGCGCUCGGACAUUGCGGUUAUCGCGCAUUUCCCCUCAUUCUUCAGUCAGCGUUUGGCGGAUAUUGUGACAGUGAAUAGUAAUGUUUAAGAUAUGUUUGCCGCGGUAUGUGCCGCUGUACCCGGUGCUCGGGCUGCUCGGUGCGUGCGCGCAAGCCAUCAACAUCGUCUCCGUCUGCAAUUCCUCCAUCUACUGCGCUGGAGACCUACUCCACACAGUGCAGCUCGCCAGAAUUUUCCCUGACUCGAAGACAUUCGUCGACUUGAAACUCACAAAUACUGAAAAUGUAACUCUCGCUAAGUUUAAGAAUCUUAUGAAACAAACCAGGAAUAAUCCAACUCGUGAGCAAAUUAUGUCAUUUGUCGAUGCGAACUUUAUGGAGGGAGGGGAGUUGCUCCACUGGAACCCUCCAGAUUUUGAUCCCAAUCCUCCGAUUCUCGACCAGAUUACUGACCCGAAGUUGAAACAGUUCGCGAAAGAUAUUAUCAGCAUUUGGCCUGUCCUCGGUCGAAAAGUAUCUCCGGACGUAGAUAAGAACUCGGAUCAAUACAGUUUUAUUUAUGUGCCCAACGGAUUUAUUGUUCCUGGCGGCAGGUUUAAAGAGUUAUACUAUUGGGACUCUUACUGGAUUAUACGCGGGCUCUUGAUUAGCAAUAUGACGCAAACAGCGAAAGGGAUGAUCGAUAAUUUCUUAUAUCUUGUGGAUAAACUAGGCUACAUACCCAACGGAAGCCGAAUGUAUUAUUUAGGUCGCAGUCAACCACCUCUGCUGUCCCUAAUGGUGCACGACUAUUACACUAGCACUGGUGACGUCGCCUGGCUCGAGCAGAUUAUAGAAACAGUAGAAAGAGAGUUGUACUAUUGGUUGGAAAAGAAGAAAAUGACUGUUAAUGUGAAAGGUAAACAAUACAGGCUUUUGCGAUACAUUUCGGAUGAAGAAGAUAAAGGGCCUCGUCCCGAAUCGUAUUACGAAGAUUAUGCCAGCAGUCGCGUUUUGUCUGAAGAUAAGCGUGAAGAGUUUUACAAGGAAAUGAAGAGUGCCGCCGAGAGCGGCUGGGAUUUCUCAUCCAGGUGGUUUGUGAACGCAAAGAAUGUGACUACGGACAACUUGACCGACGUCCAUACAUCUCGUAUUCUUCCAGUCGAUCUUAAUGCUAUGUUUGCUGGUGCAUUACAAAUCAUGGGAGACCUUAGGUAUCAACUUAAGGAUAGGCGGAGUGCUCAAAAAUGGUGGAGUUUGGCAAAGUACUGGAGGGUAGCGAUUGAGAACGUAUUGUGGGACCCGGACGAUGGUGUUUGGUAUGAUUAUGAUACCACGGCGAAGUCACGAAAGAAACAAUUUUACGCAAGCUGUGCUACUCCUCUCUGGGCAGACGCGGUUGAGUCGUCGAGUGCUCCUACAUACGCGUCCCGCUUAGUUUCGUAUUUAGAAUCGAAUAGUGCGCUGAGCUUCCCCGGCGGUAUACCGACGUCGUUGUUGCACACGGGUGAGCAGUGGGACUUUCCCAACGCCUGGCCGCCUCUUCAGAGCAUCAUGAUCGGAGGUUUAGAAAAAAGUGGCUAUGAUGAAGCGAAAGAGUUAGCAAGGCAACAAGUGGCUAUUUGGAUCCGUGCAAAUUACAUAGGUUAUACUAAGUGGCAGAAGAUGUUUGAAAAGUACAGCUGCGUGCAGCCGGGGGACCACGGAGGCGGGGGAGAGUACUCCGUCCAGUCUGGGUUCGGGUGGACCAAUGGAAUCGUUUUAGAGCUUUUACAGAGAUAUGGGAGGGAGUUGAGGCUAGAUGAUGGAGAUGACGGUUUGCCGACCGUGCGAAUGUUGUAGCGAAAUCAAUUUUGUAUCGAUCUAUGCGUGAUAAAACGUUAGUUUAAGAAGAAAUGUUAUGUCUCACUUGUGUUUUAACAUUAAGUAAAGUGUUUAAUUUUAAUUAUCUUGUCUGGUUCAGUGUCGUCAUUCGUGAUUGAGUUUACCGUUAAUUAAAUUCCAGCCAGACGAUGACAAUGGAAUGCAAUGUCGGAUCUAAAACGAAACGUGUUUAUGUGAAAUGUGAAACUAAUGUCAUAUUAUUAUACGAGUAGGCUUGGCUUGGACCCUGUUC